This is a messenger RNA of Tupaia belangeri chinensis (Chinese tree shrew), 3849 nucleotides long. It is a transcript of the gene CLN8, whose product is annotated as CLN8 transmembrane ER and ERGIC protein. NCBI's taxonomy places the organism in Eukaryota, Metazoa, Chordata, Mammalia, Scandentia, Tupaiidae. The record is from RefSeq and is a predicted model, not a curated record. The transcript is spliced from 3 exons. Gene Ontology annotation, molecular function: ceramide binding. Bases 1344 to 2210 code for a protein of 288 amino acids. Gene Ontology annotation, biological process: lipid homeostasis; phospholipid metabolic process; nervous system development. Gene Ontology annotation, cellular component: membrane; endoplasmic reticulum.
CACUGGAAUACAUAAAAGCCUUCUGGUGAGACUCUCAGGGAGGGCUGAACUCAGUGGUCACCUGAUCUAUUCUUGGCCAAGUGUACCAUGCACUCCGUGGGGGAGCACUGGGAAAUCUCAGAGCACCUGACGAGUGUUGCACCCACAUUGCACAACUGGGCAAUUGCACACCCACAGCUCAGAGGCUCACCAAGUACAUGCCGACUUCACAGAGCUGUGCGUGCUUGCAACCAGGACUGACCUCACAGUCCCGUGUUUUGUGUUUAGCUAGGGGAUUCCAGGUCGUCCAAAACUUGGCAAUCUACCAUCAAAAUAAAACCCCCAGUCUACCAAACUCCGUGGGCCUAGCUGCUGGACGGGAGGGUCACAGUGGGAUAACCUCAUAGUACAGGCGAGAUCAGCAAACGUCGCUCCUUCCCCAAAGUGAGGCCACUCUGGAUGGCUUGCUUGGUAAGAAGCAUUCAGGUUCUAAGGGAGGGAGGGCAAGGUCUCAUCUGGAAAGAGUCUAAACCUAGCUCAUAGUUACACAGCUUUCGCCUGCUUCAUCUGUCAAUUAAAUUACUUUUUAAAAAAUGUGCGCUCAAUGCUAACGCAGCCGCUGCUCCUCCUGGACGGUUUUGAAAAACAAGCGGUCUCAGAUGGUCAUUUCAUUUUAAAAUAAACCCUAUAAACCGAGUGGGCCCUGGGAAAAUAAAAAGAGCUGUUUGAGAUAGAAGAAUUUCCCAGAUAAAAAACGGUGGUAACUGUCUGCAAGGUGCGAAAUCCCACCCGCUUCCCAGGAUCCCACUCAGUACAGGGUCCCGUGCCGGCUGGGGUGCAGGACAUGUGCCCCAGGAGCAGGAAGUGAAACUACUACCCGAGUGCUCAAGUCGUCCCCUCCCACGAUGUCCCCGGUUGGCUGCGUCCUGUGGUCGAUGCAGAGACCGAGACAACCUCCGGGGCACCAGGAUGGCUAGAGGCUGGCUUCAGGGCCCUGGGAGAAGGCAGGUCUCUGGGAGUUCCCUGCAGGGAGUCGGGGUGUAGAAAGGGAUCUCAGUGCGGGACAAUCUUGGAGAGGGUCUCCGAGUGGUGGUCUCCGUGGGCUGUGGACUCCGGGUCCCCCACUGGGGCGUGCACUGAAGCUGUGGAUCCCCCGGCUCGGGGGCCUUGGCUGUACGGUGCACGCGAACCCUCAUGGGGUUCCUCGCAGAUCUCCAGCUCCAGCCUGAACACAAAGAUUCAAGACAGAUACAUGAAGAUCCCAGAAAGAGCUGCACUGACCUCGUUCCCUUGGACAAGCCGCAGCGUAGAGCCCCGAAGCCCCGUGUUGGCCCCAGGACUCCUUUGGCAUACAGUUCAGGACAAUGAAUCCCACGGGUGAUGGGGGCAUGUCAGAGAGCAUUUUUGACUUGGACUACGCCUCCUGGAAUAUCCGUUCCACUCUGAUAGUCGCCGGCUUCUUCUUCUACCUGGGUGUCUUCAUUGUGUGCCACCAGUUGUCAUCUUCCCUGAAUGCCACUUACCGUUCACUGGUAGCCAAAGAGAAGGUCUUCUGGGACCUGGCGGCCACGCGUGCCGUCUUUGGUGUUCAGAGCACGGCUGCGGGCCUCUGGGCUCUGCUGGGGGACCCCAAGCUCCAUGCCGACAAGGCGCAGGGUCAGCAGAACUGGUGCUGGUUUCACAUCGCUACGGCAACAGGAUUCUUUUUCUUUGAAAAUGUUGCAGUUCACCUAUCCAACUGGUUCUUCUGGACAUUCGACUGGUUUUUAGUCAUCCACCAUCUGUUUGCCUUCCUUGGAUUUCUUGGCUCAGUGAUCAAUCUAAAUGCUGGCCACUAUCUAGCUAUGACCACAUUGCUCCUAGAAAUGAGCACCCCGUUCACCUGCAUUUCCUGGAUGCUCUUGAAGGCCGGCUGGUCCGAUUCCCUGUUUUGGAAGGUCAACCAGUGGCUGAUGAUCCACAUGUUCCACUGCCGCAUGAUCCUAACCUACCACAUGUGGUGGGUGUGCUUCUGGCACUGGGAUGGCCUGGUCAGCAGCCUGGCCCUGCCUCAUUUUGCACUCUUCCUGCUUGGACUGUUCUUGCUCACAUUAAUCCUGAAUCCAUAUUGGACCCAUAAGAAGACUCAGCAGCUUCUCAAUCCCGUGGAUUGGAACUUCGCACAGCCAGAAACCAAGAGCAGUCGGCCGGAAAGGACCAAUGGUCAGGUGCUGCAGAAGAAGAGACCGUAGCUGGGGACCGGCCACUCCUGCGACGCCAGCAGAUGGGGCACAGCUCCAGCAGUAGUGACUUUGUAAAUUAACACGGUAGCAAAUGUUUCGUGUUUAGUUCUAAGUGGAAUACUGACUUUCAGUCUCAUUAGCAUUAACGUUGGAGUAGCCACAAAGUAUUUUGAAGACCUCGGUUCACCUUUAGGAGCAGAUAUUUGCCAUCCUGAUUUCUUCGGCUGGUCUGGCUUUUUCCUGUAAUCUUGGCCAUGUUGGCCACGUUGAGCAUCAAAGAAAGGAAUUGUGGUGUCGAGGCAUUUCAUGCUGCUGAGCAAGGAGGAUGGCCUUACUGUGACACCUGAAGUGACUUCCUAUAGCAGGUGCCACGUAGUGGAUGUGGUUGAGUCGGUUCUUUGAUUCUUCAGUCAUAUGUUCACGUUCUAUAUGUCUUAUGCAAACGUUGUAUUCAUUUUUGUUGGAAAGAAUUGGCCUAAGAUAGACAAUAAUGUGAUAUGUUACCCUCCUUAACUUUCCUGUUUGAGAUGUGAAAACCAGAUGUGUGGCAGCGCCAUCUCGUGGCCAGUGGUAUAAAGACACCGUUGUGGGGUAGUGACCCUGUGAGAGAACAGAGCUGCAGUGGGGUUUUCCUUCCCCAAAGUCAAGAUGAAAUCAAGUGUUUUUUCUUUCUUUCUUUUUUUAAUCAGAAACCUGUUUUUAAAUGAGAGUUUUAAAAUUCAUAAUGUGUUGCUCAGUUGACAAAACUAAAGUACCUACUUUAGUUUGCUAAUCAGAUUUGCCUAAAUUUUAGAUUUUUCAUUGGCUUUAUUGCCCGUAGGUACCCACAUUAUGAACACCUUGGUUGGUGUUUUUCUAUGGAUUCCAAGACCAUGUGUAAUGAGGCCGGCAAGUGGUAUGGUGGUUAAGGGUGCUGGAUUCCCACAUGACCAACCAUGGUUUGAGUCCCAGACCUGCAGCUUGCUUUCUCACUUUCUCUCUCUCCCCUUUUCUGGUCAAAUUUAAAUAAAUAAAUAAAGUUUAAUAAAAUAAUUCUUAAAAAAAUAAAAAAGACUGUAUGUAAUAACUUCCCUAAGAGCUGAGGGCUGGGCCUGGAUACCCUAGAAAGGCUUAGUCAUGGGGCCCAGGGACCCCUAAACCAGUCUGCAGCCUCACCAGGUGAUGGGUUCCCAGAUGCUGCUUUGCUGUGUUGUGGCCAGGUGGAAUUUAAAUACCAGCUUAGGGGUUUUGAUAGACAUACAAAAACUACACUUGCUAAUGACUAUGCAAUUAAAAUUCCGUUUUAUUUUUUCAAUAAAAGCACCUUUAAAGUGUUUGUGGAAAAUAUGUGUUUGCUGCUCAUGGAAAUGAUGUGUGACGUGUGCUUGUUAGGUUCGUGGAACUCAGAAAGCGUGUUUUGGUUGCCGGUACUUUCCCUGUAUUGAUUAUAUUCAGGUCCAGAUACAUCAGACCUACUCAUCUCAUUUUAAGAAAUGAUUUGAAUCCUAAACAUAACCAGCAAAUCAUGUCUCUACUAAGACUAUUAACCAAAAACCCCGGAGCUCCUGACUUCCUGUGUUCUCUGCAGUUCUUGCCCUUCCUGUGGGAUCAGCAGGGGUAGGUGAUGUUUUUUAGCAGAAGAUUAAUAAAGUCACUGAUGUUCACGAAA